AAGGUCUUAUUCAUAAUGAUCCUGGCUUUUCAAACAAAUCUAAAACUUUACAAAGACCAGUUUGGCAACAAUUAGCUUUUACAUUAAAACAGUUAAAUUGUAAUGGAAAUGGUGCUUCUGUUGAAAAAUUUGCAAGACAAUGGGGUUUAGAAAUUGGUACUGUAAUUAAAUAUACAAAACAAGUUAUAGUAGCUAUUAAUUCAAUCGAUGAUAAUUAUGUUCAAUGGUUUAAUUUUUUUGAAAGACAACAAAUUAGUAAUCGAAUAGAACAAUUAUCAGAAUUUAAAGGAUGUAUUGGAUUUUUAAAUGAUACUAAUGUUGUACUCAAAUACAAACCUUCAGUAGAUGAUUGUGGUUAUCAACUUACUCCAACUACAAUUGUUCUUUAUAAACAGCCACAAGCUAGGAAGGUUUGGGUAUUUGAAUGGUAUAAGAACUCAAAUUAUAUCAAAAAAAAUUUAAAAUUUGUUUUAGAUAUUAUAAAGACAACAAUUAUUCUUUAUAAUUUAGCAUUAAAUAACAAUGAUAUUUGGGAAGAAACUUUAAUUAAAACUAAUUUAAAUUUAAUAAAUCCUGAUAGUUUAAUGGAUAAAAAUUUAAAUAAGGCUGGAAAAAAAAUGUGA
Messenger RNA from Dentiscutata erythropus, 623 nucleotides. The record is from the annotation of a GenBank genome assembly. Lineage: Eukaryota; Fungi; Glomeromycota; Glomeromycetes; Diversisporales; Gigasporaceae.